Carassius gibelio (silver crucian carp) is the source of this 3285-nucleotide messenger RNA. Its product is annotated as calsenilin-like. Lineage: Eukaryota; Metazoa; Chordata; Actinopteri; Cypriniformes; Cyprinidae. The coding region runs from base 1480 to 2244 and encodes 254 amino acids. Gene Ontology annotation, cellular component: voltage-gated potassium channel complex; nucleus. The record is from RefSeq and is a predicted model, not a curated record. Gene Ontology annotation, molecular function: calcium ion binding; RNA polymerase II cis-regulatory region sequence-specific DNA binding; potassium channel regulator activity. The transcript has 8 exons. Gene Ontology annotation, biological process: regulation of potassium ion transmembrane transport; negative regulation of transcription by RNA polymerase II.
UGUACAGUACAAGUUGAAAGAAGAGACAAAAGCACUUGAUGCUGACGCUGAUGAAACAGACGAGGGAAAAGAUGAGGGCUCUUGACUGACGGCAGAACGGCAGACGAGAAACCGCAUUCUUCAGGACCACUCCCAAGACGUAUCGCUGAACUUAAUGAGGCAUUUGAAAGAUUCGAUGGGGUCCAACACUUGAAAACUUCAAGGGGAUCUUGGCCACUUCGAGACGGAUUCACCCGAUCUGCGAAGGACUGAUGUAUAUUUGCCACUGCCACAGGAAGUACCUUGUAGCUUCUUUGCAGAUUUGCACCAACCUGAAGGCCUUCGACCGCUUUGGAGCAGGAUUCGAGAUGCCACCUCAGUGAUUGUCGCAGUGACCGAGGCAGUGCCAGAUGUUGAUCCUGAAUACUGUAUAACUAAGUAUUACUUUUACUUGGACAAAUUAUUCCAGUUUGAGGCACUAGGCUGCCCAUUAGUCUCAAAUUUCUGUGUCAACAUCAACAAAACCCGGAUUUAAAAGGCACUUAGGACUUGAAAUGAAAUAUGAUCAUUUUAACAGCAAAAUCCGUGCAGUGUGUCGGUUGCUUCCAAGUCUUAAUUCCACAUAUGAAUCCACUGAAUGAAUUUCCCUUCUCUUGUGCCUUCUGUCUCACACAGAAGCGUACACCUUUGGAUCACCAAUCUUGAAUAUAGCAGCGUCGCCACAGCACUUCUUCACAGCGGAGUUUGAAAUGCUCUUGUCUGUUGUUGAUGCUUGCAAAUAACAUUUGCGGCCCAGGAUGGCUUUUACACAUCUGGACUGUGUACAAGAACUGCAAUCCAGCUCUUUAUUUAUGUGAUGGGGCUUUCAAGAAGAAUGACCUAACAUGGAAACACUGACUCCUCUUCCCUUCUCCAAAAUAAGUGUAACUAGACCGGACUCUUUUUUCCCAUGCACACUGCUAGCUUUGACAUUCUGACAAAAAUAUCCCCUGAUUUUCCUUUGAAAUAUUCUUCUAAAGGAGCUAAUGAAAUUAAUCUUUCUUUUUGAGACACACUGCAUCUGGUGCCAUGCUGUAUCGGCCAGUUGGCUUUGUCCCGUGUUAGUACACACACUAGCACAUUAACACUUCCAGUAAUUCUAGAAUUUCGCGUGCCAAGAGCCGUAAAUCACCACAGUCAUGGGUAUUCAGGGAAUGGAGCUGUUUGCCAUCGGAGUGGUGAUCAUUCUGUUCGUGGCAGUUCUCAAACAGUUCGGCAUUCUGGAGCCUAUGUCACUUGAAGACGGUGAGUGUAAGCACCUGUCUAGUUUAGUCUCUUUUCUUUUUGUGGCAUGCUUUCUUCAUUAUGUGAUUGACUAUACUAGCUCAAUUCCACCAAUUAUAAUGUCUGAACAGUAAGGAAACCCUAAAAUGAGUCAUUCACAUUGAAAAAGAAAGAGUCACCCUGUCUAUCAAACCUCCAUUUCUUUCUCUUUCCUCUUUCUGCACAUCUUUGACUUUAAUGCUAACUCUUUUGCUUUUACUCCCCUUUUUCUUCCUCUUUCUCUCCUCGCAACUGCUGUCUCCCCCUUUGAAAUGCUCUCACACCCCAUCCCGUCCUGCAUGCCAUCAACUCACCCCGUUCCUGACCCCUUCCCCCUCUUCCUCUCUCUUUUUCUGCUCUUUCUCUCCCAUAGACAGCAGUGACAGUGAGCUGGAGCUGUCCACGGUGCGACAUCAGCCCGAGGGUCUGGAGCAGCUGCAGGCUCAGACCAAAUUCACCAAGAAGGAGCUGCAGUCCCUUUAUAGGGGCUUCAAAAACGAGUGCCCAAGUGGUUUGGUUGAUGAGGAAACUUUCAAGACCAUCUACUCUCAGUUCUUUCCCCAAGGGGAUGCCACCACAUAUGCGCACUUCUUGUUUAAUGCGUUUGAUCUCGAUAGAAAUGGCUCAAUUCGUUUUGAGGACUUUGUGAUUGGUCUGUCUGUGUUGUUGAGAGGAUCUGUCACUGAAAAGCUCAAUUGGGCUUUCAACCUUUAUGACAUCAACAAGGAUGGAUACAUCACUAAAGAGGAGAUGCUGUUAAUCAUGAAGUCAAUCUAUGACAUGAUGGGCAGGUACACUUACCCCAGUGUGCGAGAUGAAGCUCCAUCUGAACAUGUGGAAAAGUUCUUCCAGAAAAUGGACAGAAAUCGAGAUGGUGUGGUCACUAUUGAGGAGUUUAUUGAGACCUGUCAGAAAGACGAAAACAUCAUGAACUCCAUGCAGCUUUUUGAAAAUGUGAUUUAGGACAGGAGUGGAGUGAUCUAAAGCUAAAACAGCCCUCAAUGUCCCAAUCCAGUUCUCUCCACAUGUCUAUAUACCAAACUAGCACAGCAGUCACUCUCUGUCUUGUCCUGUAGCACUACUCCCAUGCCUGCUGCACUCCGUAGAAUCCUAUAGACCAACACAUAGCCUACAGUAUGGCAUCACAGUGUGUGCUUCACAGCAGGACUGCUUUUAAAAAGAAAAGCCUGGACGGCCGGGAUCCUUCUAGUUGCUAAAUACUGGCAACCAUGUGGUGGAACUUUCUGAACCGAAUCAAUAAAUUAAGUAACAAAGCCACGUUUUGUAUCACUGGUUGAUGGAUUCCAAUGGGCUCUCUGACGUCCAUAUAAAAACCAUCACCGCUCUGGACUGCUUUCUUCUGCCUUACGAAUGAGGGACAUUACAAGACUCAGUCUCAACCUUCCAGAUACCAUAGUUUGAAGGAGAGUACAGUAACUAUGGAUUUCAAGGGACCCAAAGGAGCGUCUAGCACCAAUGACGAUUUGAAGCACACCAGAGACUACUCACCAAAAGAACAGAAUUAAUGUGAUUAAAACCGGCCUGAAGCAUGCCUGUCCAAAUAUGUGAGAUAAUUGUGAUUUUCUUGCAUGGAGACUGACUAAGUUGUACAUUUUCUUCCUUGUAAGCCAGUAACCCACAGAAGACUGUAAGCAAACUAAAGCAACUGUAUGCGUGAAGUUAGUGUACCAGUGUUUAUAAGUUCUGCUCAAAGCUGUAUUGCACAUAUCAGUGGGGCCAGGAUGAUUUGUUUGGUCGUGUUUGAUUCUUGCACAGAAAUGGGGUAUAUUCAAAGUUAUAUUUACAGUGUAGGCAUUUUAGAAGUAGAGAAGUAAGUGUUUUAUUUUCAGGAAUGUAUUUAUUUGUCAGGAGAUGUCUAAUGGAAUGCAGGGUUUGGGCAUGAACGGACAUGUCCUGGUUAUUAAAAUUGUGGUUUAAAAGUUUUAUUAUUAUGCUCAUUAAAAAAUAAUAAUAAUAAUAUUAAUUUGGAUAUAUAUGGAUAUA